Molecule: messenger RNA, 2024 nt
Organism: Plutella xylostella (diamondback moth)
Lineage: Eukaryota; Metazoa; Arthropoda; Insecta; Lepidoptera; Plutellidae
Gene: Caf1-105
Product: chromatin assembly factor 1, p105 subunit
Biological process (GO): DNA replication-dependent chromatin assembly; nucleosome assembly
Cellular component (GO): CAF-1 complex; nucleus
Molecular function (GO): protein binding
Source: RefSeq, a predicted model, not a curated record
UGUGUUCUGUUUCGUCUGUUCAACAAUAAUUUUGUUUACAAAUUAAAUUGAUAAGGAUAAUAACAAUGAAGUACUCCAUUCCCGAAAUAUCUUGGCACAACCGGGAUCCCGUUCUUAGCGUUGAUUUCCAACCAGUGUCAUCUCCAAAUGAUCCUCUACGCCUGGCCACAGGUGGCACGGAUUCUCAUGUUUUGAUCUGGUACCUGAGCCAGUCGGAGUCGGGGUCGGCGCACGUGGAGGUGGCGGCGGACCUCACGCGGCACCAGAAGGCGGUGAACGUGGUGCGCUGGGCGCCGAGCGGCCGCCUGCUCGCCUCGGGGGACGAUGAGGCCAUCAUCUUCAUCUGGAAGCAGAACGCCGAGAAGGAGCCCGCCCCGGCCAGCCUCGAGCAGGGAGAUGAGCAGUACAAGGAGUCGUGGAUUAUAUUGAAGACUCUACGAGGCCACAUGGAAGAUGUCCUUGACCUCAGCUGGAGCUCAGACUCGCUGCACCUGGCGUCCGGCUCUGUAGACAACAAGCUGUUGAUCUGGGAUGUGUCCCGCGGCCGCCACACCGCCAUACUCACUGACCACAAGGGGUUCGUGCAGGGAGUCUCCUGGGACCCAAAGGGACAGCUUAUUGCUACUACUAGCUCGGACAGAGUAUUCCGCACAUUCGACGUGUCCACCAAGAAGGUGACAUCGCGCAGCAGCAAGGCCAUCCUGCCUCUGCCCGCCGACCACCCACUGGCCAACACUACGCUGCGGCUGUUCCACGACGACACGCUGCAGACGUUCUACCGGCGCCUGCAGUGGAGCCCCGACGGGCUGCUCGUGGCCGUGCCCGCCGGCCGCCUGGAGCCCGAGCAGGGGAAGCUGGACGCCAAGCCGAUGAAUGCGGUGCAUGUUUAUACCAGAUACUCUUUGAAAGUGCCAGCCUGCAUCCUACCAUGCGACUCCGCAGCCCUAGUAGUCCGCUGGAGCCCGCGCGCUUACCGCCUGCGAGCCGCCGGCCCGCCGCCCGCCUUCCCGCUGCAGAAGCGGAUGCUGCUCGCGGUGGCCACGAAGGGCUCCGUGCUGGUGUAUGACACACAGCAGCGGACGCCCGUCGCGCUGAUUAGUAAUAUUCAUUAUACUAGAUUAACGGACCUGACGUGGUCCCGCGACGGGCGCACGCUGGUGGCGUCCAGCACGGACGGGUUCUGCUCCGUCAUCAGCUUCAGCGACCACGAGCUCGGCGAGGAACUGACUGAGGAGGAGGAGAUGGCACUCAACGCUACUAGCGCCCCUGAACCGAUGGAGACUGAUGAACCGGAAGCGACGACCGCCACGCCCAAACCCGAGCCAAUCAAAACGAAAGAGACCAAACCCACGGCAUCCAACAACACUCCCAAAAUAGACUCGUUCAUUAAAUUCAAGGCGCCGGACAGCAAGUCACCCAAGAAGGCUAAAAUAGAGAAAAAGGUAAAAACACCCGUUAAAAUAGAUGUUCUAGAGGAGGUUGCCAUGACUUCCUGGUCAGACAACUCCAGCAGCGAGUUUGUGAAGCCCAAGGAGACCAUAGAGUCCAUCGUUAUAGAAGACAGUGAAGAUAUCAAACUUGUUUACGAAGAAACAGAACAAAACAAAUCAUCCGAAAGUCAAUCUUCAGACAAAACGCCCGAGAACAAAUCCCCAGAAAGCAAGAAAGAUGAAGCGAGUAAACCGGAGGGCAAAAUGACGGAAUCUCCUAAAACUUCUAAAGCGGAAGGCAGUAAAGACAGUGGAAACUUCUUCAAACAAGCGAAAGUGACUGAUGUGAGCGAGUCUGCUAACAAGGUGGUCCCGAGCCCCAAGGCGCCGCGCCGCGUCAGCUUCGUCACACUGUCGAGUCCUAAGAAUUCUAAGAGGAAACUGUGAUACAAUAAUGGAUUUAGCGGAAUCUAUGUAAUGUAAUUUUAUAGUAACAGUAUUUUAUACACAUAUCUGACAAGGUGUAUCUGUCGCAGGCAUCUGGUUUAAUCUCCUGUUUCAUUGAACCGCUAGCCCGUUCAUUGGAUGACACUA